Molecule: messenger RNA, 823 nt
Organism: Sphaeroforma arctica JP610
Lineage: Eukaryota; Ichthyosporea; Ichthyophonida
Exons: 2
Coding region: 1-669 (222 amino acids)
Source: RefSeq, a predicted model, not a curated record
AUGUCUUUCCACAGGAGCGAUUUGGAGCAACCUCCUGUGAGACCGGACCGGCGAUCACUUACCCCCCCGCCAGCCGACGAUAACGAAGGGGGCGCAGAGUCUGUGUUCACAUACGUUCACACUCCCACGUACACGUGUGGCGGUAGUAGAGACUCACUCGGGCGAACACUUAAGUUCGAGUCUAUGCCGGAUGUCUUUCCGGAAGGUGUACACAGUAGGGAUGGGCAAUGGUUGUGCGUUGACCCAAAUGCGAACGAAAUCGCUGAGAGGGCACCACAGGUGUACGACCAGCAGCAGGCAAACCGGGAUGGGAGGGAAUCUGAAAGGAAAGGAGCAUUGCACACGGGCGCGGAAAAAAUGAUGAGCGUGCAUGCAACGAGUGGUCCAGGCGAUAAACAGGCCAGCUACCACAACCAUACGACACGCACCCACACACAAUCAAAUGAGGGAACGGGUAUGACCAAGCGCGCAGAGAACCCGAAGGAUAAGAUCAUCGCUGGCAAUAAGCGACCCUGGGUGCCCAUAAAGACACGCUCUCUACGGGAUACAUCUGGGGUUAUCAACAACUUAAUACAAACGUUGACUACGAAUUUCGGAAGCUUGAAGGCGCCCGUGCCAGCCUCCCAUUUCCACUGUGAGUAUUUUGGCUGUUUGUCUGUGACUUUGUAGGGUUUGUACCCUACAAGAGAACGAUACUGGGUGGGUAUUCGGGGUAGCUUGAAGAAUAUUGAUAUAUACGCUGGGCAGGGCUGUUUUGGAACGCUUACAUUUAAACUGUGUACGCGACUGUAUUAAUGCAUUUCAUCUGUGAUGACCAAUGAGG